Messenger RNA from Plasmodium inui San Antonio 1, 2091 nucleotides. RefSeq lists its product as hypothetical. The transcript is spliced from 4 exons. Bases 1 to 2091 code for a protein of 696 amino acids. Lineage: Eukaryota; Apicomplexa; Aconoidasida; Haemosporida; Plasmodiidae. The record is from RefSeq and is a predicted model, not a curated record.
AUGGAACAGAAGGGCCACUUCAAGGAGCCCUUUCUCUACGUGGAAACGAAAGACGCGGAGGAGGAAAAGCGUCAACUGUACUUUUGCUUUGUGGAGAGAUGCUUUGACCACCUUUUGCGACAAAGCGAUGAGUACAUCCUCGCGACAGUGAAGAAAAAUGGGUCGCUCAUUUCGUUUUUCUUUUCCCAUUUGUUAAGUGCGAAUAGGAGUUACGAUUUACCGUUCGAUCGACGGGAGGAGGAAAAGGAAAAGGACGCAGAGAAGCAGAGGCAGAGGAAGAAGGGGCUUUCCCCAUUUGAUAAGCACAUUUUCCAACUGUACGUGAAAUUGGUCAGAAUUUACCUGAACAGGGACAGGCGGGAAACGAGUACAAUAAAAUCGACCUUGAUAAAACUCCACGUCUUUAUGGACAUCAUCAUGAUGUUCCAUCGAUCGAAAAAGAGAAAAAAGGAAAUAAAAAAGUUGUUAAACGAGGCCUACACACUGAACAGAAUAAAUUUCCUCAACAUAAGUAAGUAUUUGUCAUUCCUGUACGAGGAGGUGAAGACUUUGAAGGAUCAGAUCGGACGGUAUGCUCACAACAGGGGGGGGAAUCUACCGAACCUCCUCUCCAGGAUAAACGAGUUUCUAGUUGCUGUGUUCUGUUUUGUCAAUUUUUUUCACCCCUUCAAUUAUUUCGAUCGUGGCCAAAAUAAACAGACGAAUGAUUUGAUCCUCCUAAGGUUGAUAUUUUAUCGAGGCGUGGACAUGGGGUCUUCCUCUCUGUCUACUUCUGCGCCGGAGAUUCUCAAGGGAGAGGAGGGUUCCGGAGGCAGUUCCUUCCUCCAUUUGGUGGUUCAGACCUACUUCGAAAUGAUUCACCACCUGUACGAUGACACCCUGAAGGAGCCCACUCGCAAGGACCUGCUCUACCUGCGGCAUCUCUUCGCGGAAAUACUAACCAUGUUGGUGAAGUACCUCCUUCUCCACGGGAACGAAAAGAACAAACUCGUAGUCGUCUCCAUCAUUAUCGACAUGCUGAAACAAACAAGUGAAGAAAUGAAUCUCCUCUAUUUCCUACGAAACGACAUGCAGCUAUGCGAUUGGAGGUUUCUACGAACAUUUGUCCUGAAGGAGAAACUCGAUGUGGAUUUUUAUUUCUACCUGAAUGAUUUUCUAAGAGUGAAUAGCAAAAAGAGAGUCAACAAAAUGUGUCAGAUGAAAUAUCGACACGAGAUCGAGAGCAUCAUGGAGAUCACCAGUUUGAAGGAUGUCGGUGUUGUAGUGAAGGUGUUACGGAGGAACAACUUCGACGUUGGCAAAGCGGUGGAGGACGUCCUCGCCACGGGGGUGGGAGCCGGGACGAGUAGCGAUGAUCGAAGUGAGGAUGAAGAAAGUACCGAUGGCCCAAGUGGAGCUGACCAAAUUAAUGAUGAUGGACGGAGCCCUGGACGCCUUGUCAAAGAGAGCAACCGAGCCGAUCACGCCAAACCACGCGCGGCUGCAAAACAUAGGCAGAGGAACAUCCUGGACGUGCUGCGUGAACGCACACGGAUGGAAAAGCCCCACAGAAGGAAAAUGAGCAAAAGUAGAUACAGCAAUGAUGACCUAGGGGAAGAAAAUAAAAACAAGAUUUUCGACCUCCUUGAUAGGUCGAGCAAUUCUGAUGGCUUCUCGGGGGAUGCUUCGCUGGAAAAAUUCCAGAAUGAUCUGUUGCCCUGCACGUCGUACAGGAGGAUUCGUGAAGAGGGGAGCGGCGCCAGUGAUGGGGGCCUCCCACGUGGUGGUGCUGCUGACCGGCGUGGUGGUGUUGACAGGUGUGGUGAUCCUGAUCGACGUGGUGGUGUUGACAGGCGUGGUGUUGCUGGCCGGCGGGGCGUUCCUCACUCGCGUGGGCAUGCCAAGCGAGGAGAAGGAAUGUUUAGCAUAAGCAGGCCGCCCCUGCAGCAGCGUGGCACUAGGACUCCUGAGGGUGCAGAAGGCGCGCCGAAGGGCGACGGGUGUUCUGAUGGAGGAAACAGGACCAAGCGGUACUACAUGAAGAAGACGACCAACAAGGGGAAGUCCCACAGACGCCAGUACGACAAGAAGAUGAGUCGAGGAAUGCUCUGA